AAUGCGAAAUACGAAGCAAACGACACGAACGUAACCGUCGAUUCACUUUGAUCCUCUUGUUCCAGAUACACACACCUUCCAACCUCUACUUGCAACCAUGUCGAACUCUGUUGCCCAACCAGCGCCGGUGCCGGCCCUCGUCUCAAACCACCUCUUCAGCGCAACCGUACACCUCGGCAAGUUUCUGGGCCCCAUUCCUCUCCUAGGAGGCGGCCAGCGCCUCGUGGAGCCGAUUACCGGCGGUACCAUCGCCGGGCCGGCCUUCAACGCCACCAUCGAAGGAGGACUCGCAGCGCCGAUUCUUGUUGACGACUUGGCGGGGAACGGCACCAAGGCACUGCUGGCUUAUAUCUGGGCCUACGGCACUGCCAGUGACGGGUCGGCCUUCUUCAUCGAGGAGUCUGGUGUCGGCACUCCCGGGAUCCAGAAUACCAGGUUGCAUAUUCAAGUCGGCGGACAGUACCGGGAUCUGCAGACGCAGUAUGUGCUCGCGCGGCCGAGUGUGUUGAAUGAGGAGAGAACCUUGGCCGAGGUGGAGUGUUUUGGUGUGCCGCUGUCGAGUCGGUAG
This is a messenger RNA of Chaetomium fimeti, 568 nucleotides long. RefSeq lists its product as uncharacterized. The record is from RefSeq and is a predicted model, not a curated record. The coding region runs from base 98 to 568 and encodes 156 amino acids. The transcript has a single exon. Lineage: Eukaryota; Fungi; Ascomycota; Sordariomycetes; Sordariales; Chaetomiaceae.